AUUUCUAGCCAUUCUGUAGAGGAAGUUCUGAGACUAUGAUUUCUGCUUUUGCUAGUCCGGGAACAUGGCAGAGGAAGAGGGAGAAUCCAGUCUUGAAAGUUUCUCAUUUAACAUGGAAGAUGAGUUCUUUGGAGAAAAAAGCUUCCAACACUAUUGUGCGGAAUUCAUCAGACAUUCACAACAGAUAGGCGAUGGUUGGGAAUGGAGAACAGCCAAGGAAUGUUCUGAUGGCUACAUGUGCAAAACACAGUUGCAAAUAAAAAAUGGGACUACGACAUCACAUCUGGGAACACCUGCCAGUGUACAAACGUGUCUUCCAACAGAGGAGAAUUUAGAGCUCCCGGUGGAUGAUUCUCAAGUGACGGAGUCCGCAGCAGCGUCCGAAGCGAUUAAAUACGAGUAUCAUGUCUUAUAUUCCUGCAGCUACCAAGUACCUGUUCUUUACUUUAGGGCAAGCUUUUUAGAUGGGAGACCUUUAGCCCUGAAGGAUAUAUGGGAAGGAGUCCACGAAUGCUAUAAGACGCGACUGCUGCAGGGACCGUGGGACACCAUCACCCAGCAGGAGCAUCCAGUACUUGGGCAGCCAUUCUUUGUUCUACAUCCCUGCAAGACAAAUGAAUUCAUGACUGCAGUGCUGAGAAGUUCACAGAAAAUCAAUAGAAAUGUCAACUACAUCACAUCAUGGCUGAGCAUUGUGGGGCCAGUUGUUGGUCUGAAUCUACCUCUGAGCUAUGCUAAAGCAACAUUGCAGGAUGAGUGAUUUGUUGACGAGCAAGAAACUGCGGCAUGGAGAACACCAAGAGUAUACCUGGGAGGCCUCGGUGGUUAUGGAAAUGGGACUGCGGUACCUCCUGUCACCACGAUUUGAUGCAGAUUUCUUUCCUUGAGAAGAAAACAUCUGCAGACCUGUUUGGAACAGUGUUUGUGUGGAAGGAACACAUCACAGAUUCAGAUGACUGUAAAGAGAAAAAAGGAUCUAAAUCAGUGACAUUGUAGUUCAGACAUCAUCAGGGCUCACACAGGUUGUUUUCCUCUAGACACGGUUCUUCUUCUGUUGUGGAGAUUGAUGGAGAAAUGUGUUUGUGUGUUCAGUUUCAUAUAAGAUGUAUGAAAAUUAAAAUGUAGAACUUACUUGUUUCAGAAAA
Molecule: messenger RNA, 1145 nt
Organism: Peromyscus leucopus (white-footed mouse)
Lineage: Eukaryota; Metazoa; Chordata; Mammalia; Rodentia; Cricetidae
Gene: Atg10
Product: autophagy related 10
Exons: 8
Coding region: 65-760 (231 amino acids)
Biological process (GO): macroautophagy; protein lipidation; protein modification by small protein conjugation
Cellular component (GO): intracellular anatomical structure
Molecular function (GO): Atg12 transferase activity
Source: RefSeq, a predicted model, not a curated record